GUUUCGGUGCGUGCAAGGAUGAGUGACACAAUCAACUUUGGGCCCGCCUGGUUGCGGAAGGUGGCGUCUGAUAGCAACACCACUAGUAACCAUCACAAUGCGAAUAGCAGCAGCAGCAGUCACCACAGCAGCCAUACGAUGCUGAACAGUAACAGCAGCAGCAGCAGCACCAUCGCCAACAAUGCCGGCGGCGGUGGUGGUGCUGGGUUGCAUCAUCAACAUCAUCCGCACCACCACUCGCAGCCGCCAUCGUCGCACCACUCGCAUAGCAGCAGUGGCAGUGGCAUGGGUGGUGGUGGGGGCAGUGCUGCCCUUUCCAAUAGCAGCUCGUAUAGUGGGGGCUCGGGUGGGAACGCUGCAGCGGUUGCCAGUAAUGGCAACGGAUCUGGAGCAGCAACUACGGUGCGGUAUCCGUUGGCCGAGUUCCGAUAUGGGCGAGAGGAGAUGUUGGCCCUGUUCGAUGGAAGAACGAUCAAAACGCCGGAUAUACUGGUAAACUACAAGAAUUUGUUCGUCGACAAGCCGCAACCACCACUUGCCCUGACGCCCUGCCCGGAAGAAGAGUUGACUGUUGAACCGGAUACAAGACGCAUUUGGCAAUCGAGAAGCAUUUCACUUGGAAUUCCCGGCCGUGGUGCUCGUGGUGGUUCGGUGGAUCGCGGUCGAGGACGUGGAAGGGGCGUAUAUACCAGCUAUCAACGAUCGUCCUCUUUCUACGAAGAUGAGUCCAGAGGCGUAGGAAGAGGUGAACGACCGUGGCUGGAGCGCAACGGAACCGGUGGACUCGGAGGAGAUGUCGAGUGGAACAACUCGUCCUCGAGCCCACGGAAGGAGUAUGGUACGCGUGUCCGCACGAGCGGUGGUGGGAUGGAGAGCUGGCGUCGUUCUCGAACUGAUGACGACAGUUCCGGCGGUGGCACUCUCAGUAAUGGAGUUGGAGAUUGGCGGGCUGGUGGCGGUCCUGGUAGUAUUACGGGCGUAAUGCGCGAGAAAUGGACGCGUUCGACGAGCUGGCGUGACGAGGACAGUACAUCCCAUCACGGAUUGGAGCGUGGCCUGAACGUCAGCGGUAGCGACCGUAUGAUUCCCGGUUAUAAAUCGCGCCUUUCGUCCGGUGGUGAUCUAAACUCAUCCGGCCAUUCGAUGGGUCCGGGUGGGAUGCGUCGACCAAAUUGGGACACGGAUGAGCUGCCGGAGUGGGCUACCGAGAAUCCUUCUGAUUUCGGUGGCAGCUUCGACGCCACUGGUGCUUUCCACGAUUCCGAUAACGAUGGUGAGGGUGGCACUGGUGCCGCUGGUCGAUACGAUGGUAUCGGUGAACCGAACGGCGGUGGCGAAAGCACCCAUAGUAAGGCAAACUAUCAUGCGAAAGACGAAGAUCGGACAAAGGAAAACGUCCGACGUAGGGCGGAAGAAAGUGAUAUCGCAAGAGGCGAGCAUCGCCGGGAUGAUGGUAGAGAAGACAAAGUUUCCGACGUGCUCCGUACCGAAGGGUCAACAGUUGUCAAAGGAAGAGAGGGAAAGAAAGCGAUCAAUCAUGUAGGCAGUGGUAGCAGAGCUAACGAAACGGUGGAAGCGGAUGGUACGAAGGUGGACGGCGACCCACACAAAGAUAAACAACAAAUGGGCAGCAGUGAAUCGCUACACCAGCAACAAACAGCACAUCACCAGCAACAACAGCCAGAUAAGGCAGUGAUUAAUCUUUCGACGGAUCAUCCUGUCGAUGCCGCUAACGAUGGUCCUGCAACAGCAUCGUCGAGUGCUGCAAAGGGUAUUUCGUCUUCGCGGGAAUCGAUCGAAUUUUCCGUUCCAUCGCCAGUUGGUGGCGCACUUCCAGCGACGGAACGAGAUGUGGGACACAAUUCACCUGCGUGGCAGAAGAACAGCGAUGGUACGAAAAGUGCAAUUGUAAGUGAUGGCGGAAAACAAUCAUUGUCUUCCGAAGAGCGAGAUACGAGAAACGAGAACGACGCGAAUGAGGAACAUAACCGACCCACCGAGCAACGGGAACCGAGUGAGGAACCGAAAAAAUCUCCAUCGAGCACGAGCGUCGACCGGAUGCAGGAAGUUGCAGAUGACAUGGUCGCUCAACUCAUCAUGGACGAUGAGUUUAUGGCGACUGACGGUGACCCAUCGGUAAUUUCCUCUAUCGCCGCUGGUGCCGGUGGCCUCGGCAAGUCGCCUGUAUUUGGAAUGUCGGUCGCGGAUACGGUCAUUACGACCGCUACAAUGGUGGGAGCGUCAGCAGGACUACCGAUGAACAUGGUUUUACCGAAGGCGCUCCAACCGAUGCAGCAACUGUUUGGCAAUGGCAAUUUGUCGCAUGUCAAUCCCCUGCUAAUGUCGGAUGCUGGUACUGCGAACCGUGCGGCUGUGGCGGGUGUUAAUCCUAUGGCACAGCUGCAUCACUUGAUGGGGCCACCUCCCGCUCCGCCUGGUACGGACACUUGGUACUAUCGCGAUCCGCAGGGCAAGGUACAGGGACCAUUCCAGGCAGCGGAAAUGACGGAAUGGUACCGUGCUGGGUACUUCGAUGAUUCGCUAUCGGUGAGACGAGCUUGCGAUGACGUUUACAGUACGCUCGGCACUUUGGUGGCGCUGUGCGGUGGAGCAAUUCCGUUCCUGAACUCAAUCACGAUUCCGCCCCUUAAAGCGGGUGCCGGUGGACCAUCGGUAUUGAAACAUUCUCCGCAACAACAAGCGACGCAGCAACAAACGGCAGCCGGCGUCGGGACGGUGUCUCAAGGGCAGCCGAAACAAGGGGCGGCGGGUGCUAAUGGAAGUGCAGUGCUGACUUCACCGAAUCAGCCCCAAUCGCAACCAGCCGGUUCGGCGGGUGCUCCAAUUCCGGUAGCCCAGUCCCAACAAGUCCCUUUGCAUCCUGCACUCGCAUCUGGAAACGGGAACGCGGGUCCGGGAGCUACCGGCGCCUCGAACGUGCCCGGACUACAGUCCUUGCAUCUGUUCCGGCAGCAGAGUUUGCUGCUGCAGAAGCUGCAAAACACGGACGGCUGGCAUUUACUAACGCCCGAUCAGCAGAACAUAAUUAUCACCAAGCACAUGAGCCAGCUAAUGAGUUCCGAAGUAGCUGGUCUGGGUAUGAUGUCCCCCUCGGCAUCUUUAUCUAGCGGCGGUGGGUCCGGUGCUAAUCAGCUGCACCAGCAGCAACAGCAACCACCAGUUGCUAGCAUUUUUGGCGCUGGCAACUCUGGUGUUGGUGGAAGUGGUAUAAUGGCAACGAGUCAAGAUACCCUAGUCAACUUGAAGCUACGGGAAAUGCAACAACAGCAAGGUCAACCACAGCAACAACCACCACCUGCACAUGUGAUAAUGGAGCAGUUGCAAAAGACGGGCGCUGGUAAUCAUGGUAAUAAUGCCUUCUUAAAGCUACACUUACCCGAUUUCAAUCAGUCUCCACAAUUAGCCGGUGCAAGACCAAUGCUGGGCAAUAUGGCAGUCGAUCCGUCAGCCGCCGCCGCUGCUACUGGAGGACAUGACCCGCUGGGACAAUUGAUGCAUGGCAUUGGUUUCAAUCAUCAAACAGCGGGACAAAACCUUGGCCAACUGGGGCCAAAUAACUUGCUGUUGAACCGCAGCGGCAUGUUGGGAGGUCCAGGUGGUGGUAUUUCGCAGCAACAGCAGCAGCCCCCAACGCAACAUCAGCAGCAAGGUCAUCCAUCCGGAGCAAAAUCCGGUGUGGAAGAUCCGAUACAUUCGCUGUUCAUGCAAAUGUCUUUGCAUAAAAACCAACAGCAAGGUCCGCAACAAAUGCAGCCUCAUCAGCAUCAGCAGCCGUCUUCCAAAUUGGCUGCCGAUAUGAUGGGAGCACCGGGCUGGAUGCAGACAGCUGCUGCCAGCCAACCACAAUCGGCAAAUGCCGGUACUGGGCUACCCGGUAUGGGACCACGCGGUCCAAUUGUUGGUCCGUCUGCCAAUUGGGGCGACCUACCACCUCCCACGAGUGCCUCAUUCGCGUCGCUAAUGCAGCAACAACAAUCCCGUCUACCAAUCACCGGGCAUCCGCUGUUGUUAAGUGGAAGCGGUCCUUCAAAUGAACCGCAGGCGCCAUCUGUGGUUUCUUUAUUUAAGCAUCAUCAGCAAGCGGAAAAGCAACAGCAGAUGGAAAAAGAGCAGCAUCUUUUGCAACAACAACAGCAACAACAACAACAGCAGCAGCACCAGCAGCAACAGCAGCAGCAGCAGCAACAACAACAACAACAACAAUUGCAACAGUUACAUCAGGAGAAUGUACUUGCUCAACAAAAACAGCAACAUCAUCAACAACAAUCACACACACAUCUUCAAGAAAAUCAGCAACACCUGCAGCAACUUCAACAGCAACAAAUGCAACAAAUUCAGCAACAGGAACAACAGCAGCAGCAGCAGCAACAGCAGCAACAGCAACAACAACAACAGCAGCAGCAAGAACAACAAUUACAUCAACAACAGCAACAGCAGCAGUAUAAUCAAAAGCAAGCGAAGGAGGGUCAAAAAAAGGAAGUCACUGCCAUGGAAACGACUGUACAGCAACAGUCUAGUACCACUAAGAAGCAAACUAAUAAGCAACAGCAACAACAACAGGUUACGAAUCAUGUUGAUUCCCUGGAGGAAAAAACUACGCUAUCACAAAAUCAAAAAUCUAAAAAGCAACAAAAAGUUAAUCACAUCUCUGCGAGUGGUAACAGUAACGGACAGGUAACAAUAACAACUGAGGAAGAAAGCGAAUUCAUUAUCGUUAAAAAAGAAAUAGAAGAAAAGAAGCGCCAGAAAGAGCUUAAAAAACAACAGCAGGAAGAGCAGAAGCGAAAAAUGGCCGAGGAGAAAAAAAUGCAAGAGGAGCAUGAAGCUCAGAAGAAAGCGAAAUUGCUUGAGUCCCAGCGUCGAGAAGCGAUUAAAAUCCAGGAGCAACAACAACAGCAACAACGCCCUGUCGCUAGGGCUGUACCAGCACCAUGGUCUGGAGCAAUGGCAGAAAUAGUUAAUAGUAGCCUGAGCUUAACGGAAAUUCAAAAGACCGAGCGUGCCCUCAUGGCUCGCCGGGAGCACAGCAUUCGCGAACAGCAGGAGCACCAGCAAAUGUUGGAGAUGCAAUCGCAGCUGUUGGAUGGCAAGCUGAAGUGGAACGCCCAGAAUUUGAUGCCGGCAAAGGUGAAACCAUUGGCAGAGAUCCAAGCGGAAGAGGCUGCGGCGGCUGAACGUGCCAGGGAGAAGAACGCUAACGCGACCGGCUUAACGGUGGCAGCGAUUGCUGCCCAAGGCAGUGCCAAAAGCGCCAAGAAAGAUGAUCAUUUGAUGGCCACCCUUCUGGGUGGUGGUGGUGGCGGUAGUGCGGCAGGAGCUGGAUCAGCGGUUUGGCAGAUCCGCGGAGGCAAUAGUAUGCUAUAUUUCAACUCCACUAAAGCGUGGACCGGAGAUACCGCCGGUGAUGCGGGAAAUCCGCUUGGUGGAGGAUCAGUGGGUUCUGGGCUCAGCAAUAGCGUUAGUUCCGGUGGCUUCUGGGAGGAACCUAGUCAGCCUUCGGUUGUUACUGCCGCUUCGAUUGUUGCUGCUGCUGGUAAGGCUGCUGGCAAUACUUCUCGAAAGCAAUCAAGUAGCACCAAUGUUGCGGCCGGAGGAGCAUCGGGCAAACAACAGCAGCAACAACAACUGUUGAGCAAGAGCAAAACAAUGGGAAGCAUUUCCACCAGUUCGUCGACGACAGUGGCCACCGCCAAGCAGCAGAAGCAGCAAUCGUCCACGUCAUCAGCAAAGGGAAGCGGCUCAUCUAGCACCGGCAAGACGGGCGGCAUUAAAAAUAGCUCUUCUACUGCUAACAACAGCGAUCGGAAGGACGAACGGAAGCAUCUGAACGAGCAAACAAAUGAAUUUACCGACUGGUGCACUCGGGCCCUGGGUUCAUUGAACAGCAACGUCGACAUUCCAACAUUUGUCGGAUUUCUACAGGACAUUGAAUCACCGUUCGAGGUGAAGGAUUAUAUUCGUUUAUACUUAGGUGAAACUAAAGAGUGUUCGGAAUUUGCUAAGCAGUUUCUGGAAAGACGCUCGAAGUACAAAAAUCAGCAGCGCCAAAAGAAUGCCCACAUCGAUGAUAUGUGCAAACCCGCACCAGCGAUAAAUCCAUCGUCAAACGAUUUCCAAGAAAUCAAGGGUAAAGGUAAGAAGAUUAAAAAAAAUAAGAUGAUGAAGCUCGACAGUCGAAUUUUGGGAUUUUCCGUCACUGCGGCACCGGAUCGGUUAAAUGUUGGCGAACGAGACUACGGAGAUAACGUUUAAGCAACAGCCUCAUCAAGGCUUCAAACUGUGUACAUGUGUGUAUUUGUGGGUGUGUGUUCAUGCAAAAAAUGCACUAAGGACAAUAGGUGUGGCAAUAAUAAAUUCCCCUAGAGGGAAUCAGGAGGUUUAUUCGUUUUUCAUCAGUUUCUAUAAACUGUGUCGGCGACAAUACAGAGCUUAGCGAUUCGUUAUACAUUGUUUAAAGUGAAACAUUGCAAACUAGGUUUACUGGCUAGUUACUCUAAAACAAAUAACUCAAAGCAUGCUACACUCACCAUGUGGGUGUAUUUAUUCGGAAUUAAUCGUCGAUGGAUAUAGUCGACGGGCAACCAGUUUCUUACUGCUUCUUAUGAUUGUAAAUCAUACCAGAGCCAAAACUUUGAAAAAUGGUUUCUCUUGGAAGCAUGAUUUAUGUUUUCUGUAUCAGCUUGGUAUAGAUUUUCACAUGUGUUCGAUUGUUCCAUUCCGAAUCUAACUAGAAUGGCUUGCCAGUUUAAGAACAUCGUUAAGUUGGAAGGUUUUCUUUUAUGAUUCGAAAUGCAAACAAUCAUAUUAACGGAAAUCUAGGAAAAAAUGUGUGGCAUGUUUUGUUUGAUGUGUUUUUGUAUAUUUUUUAUUCAUUCGUUUAAAUGUCGAAUAUAAUUAAAACAUUCGUUUGAAGCUGUCAUUAUUUGUUCGUUGCACAUUACAAUGCAUUUCUAAAACUACGAAUCUUGCUCUCAAGCUAUUAUACUAGUAGCGAACAGCUAUAUUAUUCUGUCACAUUAUCGUUAAACAAAUCAUUUAACUCGAUAUUCGCUCGUAUUGCAUCUAAGAUGAAAAGUUGUUUCGAAAGAAUAUCGAAUGGUGCUGGAAAUACUUUGAAAAAGACAAAGGUUUGUUCUUUCAACUUGCUACUUUGUGCAGCUAGUGCUGCAUGUAGUAUUUCUCUAUCGAUCGAUUCAUUUGAGCAUCUUUUAAAGCGAUUCUUUGAGCUAAAUUUACUUUGAAAAUUUAAACACACACACAUGAUAUGCAUGCAAUACAAGUUUGUGCAUAUGUUAGAAACAUGUACCGUAAUUUCUCCUGAUCGUCAGUCUCUACAAUGGCACCAGAGGAGGGUGAUGGUGUUGUGCAGUAAGAAAAUAAACAUUUUACAGUGCUUCCAUCGCUAAGCUGUUGAGCAAGGAAAGCUGUUAGAAUAUCAGUUAACCCUGCUAGGUGGGAUACUAAAUCUAUCGGAUUGCUACUAGCAACGAAGAGGAGGUAGCGCACGGAAGUUUGCUGCUUUGCUGUUGAGGAAAAUCCUAAGGUACUGUACAUUUACAGCAAAUGGCAUGAAGCGAAAUAAAAGGAAGGAUAGUUCUCAAGUGAUAACCAUAUUAUCUUCGGGACUGAACUAGUAUGAAAAUCGAAAACAAAAGAAAAAACGCAUCAGGAUGAUAUUGUUUCGUUUUUUGCUUGAUAUAAGACGCUUCUCUCCGUGAUCAUGAUUGUAUACUCAUCGGAUUAUUUAUGCCGUGUACCCAUAAAAUCAAACAUGAUAUCCCUUUGGCUAGAAUGAUGAUCACCUUCGGAGUUGAAAACUCUUUCGCAGCAGCAGUUACAGGUAGUGGACGGAGAAAAUAUGUUAUACGCCUUCAUUACGGGAGGCUCUCAUAUUCUGUUAACUCCUAUUUUCACUUACAUUUAAUAGACGGUUUUCUAAGAAAAGAAGUAAAUAAAACGUCGAGUAAUAAAGGAUCAUCUUGCGCUUUGGAGGUUUAUGUAAUUUAGGUUUUUAUGUUUGUUUUAAUUUACGAUUUAAAUGUACAUUUCAAGCUACGAAAUAAAGACCCAGUAAUGAGUAAUAUGAUUGUGUGCAGAAAAAUAAUUCAGAUCAUAGUUGCGCUUAAGAACAAGCUAAAUCACAUCACAUACGACUCACUUCCUACAUGAGAAAAGUUUUUGUGGAAAAGAGCAGAAUAAUGUGAAAUACACAUAAUCCUUUGUUAACAGAACAGAAGAGUCGAGUGUAUUAUGUUUGACUACAGUGAAUAAAAACAUAUAAGGUAUGACCAUUCGUUAUUAUCGGGCAUAUAAGUAACGAACCUGACUAAGGAACAA
Messenger RNA from Anopheles nili, 8358 nucleotides. RefSeq names its product GIGYF family protein Gyf (gene Gyf). Gene Ontology annotation, molecular function: protein binding. The coding region runs from base 19 to 6273 and encodes 2084 amino acids. NCBI's taxonomy places the organism in Eukaryota, Metazoa, Arthropoda, Insecta, Diptera, Culicidae. The record is from RefSeq and is a predicted model, not a curated record. The transcript has 8 exons.